Bolinopsis microptera is the source of this 3739-nucleotide messenger RNA. Its product is annotated as E3 ubiquitin-protein ligase RNF19B-like. The coding region runs from base 32 to 1516 and encodes 494 amino acids. Lineage: Eukaryota; Metazoa; Ctenophora; Tentaculata; Lobata; Bolinopsidae. The transcript has 11 exons. Gene Ontology annotation, biological process: positive regulation of proteasomal ubiquitin-dependent protein catabolic process; ubiquitin-dependent protein catabolic process; protein polyubiquitination. Gene Ontology annotation, molecular function: ubiquitin protein ligase activity; zinc ion binding; ubiquitin conjugating enzyme binding. Gene Ontology annotation, cellular component: ubiquitin ligase complex; cytoplasm. The record is from RefSeq and is a predicted model, not a curated record.
CAACACUACUAUAUAACAAAUAAUUUGAGCUAUGACAGACAGAGUUGCGAGUACGACAGCCGAGGUGGCUUCCUCCGCCUCCGAAGGAACAGCCGACCUGAUGAGGAACGCGUCCCAAACCUCGGGAACCAGUACCACUGAACCCAUGAGAAACACAGUGUUUAACUUUCUGAGGAAGAGGAAAAAGAGUGAGAAGACUGGUGGAAGACAGUAUAGGGAGUACAUGUGCUGUGUGUGUUUAAUGAACAAAGUGAAGUACGAAUUCCCAAAGUUGUUGUCAUGCAGUCACAGAACCUGUGAAGAGUGUCUUAGACUUUACUUUAAGACGCGGAUAAGCACGGGAUCAACGAACAUAACUUGUCCCAAUCCUGGGUGUUAUGGAACGUAUACUCCAAAACAUGUUAAAAUGGUUCUCCGCAACGACCACCUUCACAAUAAAUACCAAGAGUUCAUGGUACGGAAAGUGCUGUCUAACGAGCCUGACUGUAGGUGGUGCCCGACCCCGGACUGUGGUUACGCUGUCAUCGCCACCGGGUGUGCAGCUUGUCCUCUUCUUCAGUGCAGAAAGUGCAACACUGAGUUCUGCUAUCACUGCAAGGGAUUGUGGCAUCCUAAUCAGACGUGCGAUGAUGCAAGAAAGCAGAUGAACCCUCACCCCAUAUUCCUGGCUAGCAACGACACUGGCACAACUGAGGUUGUAAAGAAGUGUCCACGUUGCAUGGCUCACGUGACCAAAAUGGACGAUGGCUCCUGUAAUCAUAUGACCUGCGCCGUGUGUGGUAUAGAGUUUUGUUGGCUGUGUUUACGAGAAGUCACGGACAUCCACUAUCUCAGUCCUACCGGUUGCACGUUUUGGGGAAAGAGGACCUGGUCAAGAAAGAAGCGGAUGCUAUGGCAGAUGGGCACUUUAGUUGGCGCUCCUUUCGGAAUUUGUCUACUCAGCGCUGUAGCACUUCCUGCUAUCUUUAUCGCAGUUCCGGCUUAUGUCGGGAGACGGUUAAAUCUGGCGUGGAAGAGGAGACAUGCUCCGGCUGGUAAACGGGUUAUAAUAGUGAGCUGCGGGGUUGCUUUGGCCUCGAUAUGCUCUCCUGUCAUCGCCGCUGUCUCCGUAUCUGUCGGUGUUCCUAUGAUGAUAGCGUUCGUGUAUACGGUAGUUCCCUUCCUUAUUUGCCGUGGAGAAAGUUGUCUCGGAAACUCUGAUAGAGUCCAGCUUCCAAACACAAUGGCAGAUCUAAACGAACAGCUCCAAGGACUACAAAACCAGCUGAACAAUCACUUCCAUGACAGACAAUCCACUUCAACGGACACUCAUAAGGGGGAACCCGGCGAACAAGCUCCUUCCUCCAUCAGGGAGGAUAUGGGAGAGAUAACGUCAUCAGAUGAUUCUUCUUCUUGUUCAGAUGAUACCAGUGAUAUCUAUUACAGUGGCAGUGAGAAAGAUAGGGAGGAGGAGGAAGAGGAAGGGGAGGAGGGGGAGGUGGAGAAAGCGGUCAUAUCUCACACCACUGCAGUGUAGGCUGGUUCACAACAAUGUCUCAGUUAUUACCGAGUCAUAUUAUAAAGGACAAUGCUGACAAGUUUUACUUUUUGCUGAUAAUUGGCUAUUUGACGUUGUCGUGGUGUCAGUGAGGUUAACUUCCAUUAAUUUCGUCUGAGCUAGGGUACCGAGGUUACGUCAGAGAGAUACUAUCUAGCUUUUUAAGAUAGAGACACAUAUUUCGUGUAGGGUUUAAAAUAAAACUGUAAAAAAUUGUGUACGCAAAUGUUUUUAAUUUAAAGUGAUGUGUUUAUCAGCGGAACAAGUGAUUGUUGAUUUGUCACACAAUAAAUUGGUAUAGUCAAGUGACGUAUCCAAGAAUGUGAUCGUAUCUUCUUUGUCGCCUUUAAGAAUGUUCUAGAUCAUGAUAAAUGUUGCUCGUUGCUUAGAUAUUUCUGCUGAACUUUUCCCGCUGAUUUUUAUUCUCAGUUCUUUUACAGUUCUGUAACUGUUUUAGUCGAAUUUACUUUCAAAUAAUUUUUUGUUGAAAAUUGUGCUGAUUCGAAAUGGUAAUUGAAUGGAUGAUUUUAAGAUCUGUUCAACUGUUUUGUAGUUUACUAUACAAAAAUCAUGCGAUUUUGCGAUUUCAGGUCACUUUAAAGACCGAUAUUUUAAUUUUGUGUAUGCAAUGAAACCGAUCAUAAGAGCCGGGAAGGUAUUUCAGUCGCUACUCAGGAGAAUUUUUAUGGAUUCAUGGGUUUUAAACAUCAUCCAAUUUCACUCACCAUGCUUUUAACAGAUAGAAGUUGACCUAGUGAACAAUGAGUUAAGAAACAAAUAGAGACAUUCCCCAAUCAUUGGGAGGGAGACAGGAUCGUGGCGACUAUUUGUGCAACAUCCUCAUUCCUCAAGCUGAUUGGCUGGAAAUAAAUAUGUCUCGUGGCAAUUAUUUAUCCGAGAUCAACAUAAUCUGUUGUGAUGAUAUGAAGUGGUUUUGCUUGGUUUGUUGAAAUGAAUUCAUUAAAAUGCAGUGUGCCAAUUUAUAUGGAUUUUAAAAACCAGAUUGUGACACUUAACUAUUUUGAUCCAGAAAGUCUUGUGGAUUUUUUUUUCAAAAGUGAAAAAGCGACUUAGUAAUAAUUAUGCGUAAAACUUGCCAGAAUCUUUCUCUCUUGACCAAAUCAUCAUCUUGAAUGGUGAUUAGUAGAGUCGGUUUUGUUAUGUUUUUUACGUUUGCGUAUGAGAAUAAGGUAUUAAAUUAUAGAUAUUUGUUUUUCUCUUUGUGGUCCCUGUAAAAAUAAAGAAAGGUUUAAAUUCAGUUAGUUAGUUAGUUAAUUUAGUUAAUUGCUUUUAAAACACUUAUGUGAACUUUUUUUCUUGUUUGGUUUGAAUUCAUAGGUUGACGCAAAGUCUUGAUAACAUUGAGUCGUUGAUUCGUGAAAAUUGAUGAUUGUGAGAAAGAGGAACAUAAAUUACGUUAUGAUCAGCUGUUUUAACUUUUAUUUAGAAAAUGAAUAGAGCUUAGUUUAACUUUGUCAUGUUAAGACACUAUUUCUAUUAACGUAAAAUUAUUUUCGGCUCACGCUCAUCAGAGCUAUAAGUUAAAGUUUACCAUAAGAGUUAGAUUGUGUUUACUAGUUUGUAGCUUUGAUCGUUGAUAAAGGUUAAAUGGGAUAAGGAUUGUUUAUAAAUUGCGCAUGGCUUUGAGAGCGAUUUUUGAAUUUAUUGAAUUUGAACAAUUUGUUGUCAUUUGAAAAUAAAUAUAAAUUAUACGUUAUAGUUACAAUAAAAGCAUUGACUAGAUAAUAGUUUAAUUUGUUACCUCUCCAAAGUCAAAUUAUGAAUUACUAGAGCUGUAGGAAGUAUUAUAUUAAUGACUCACAAUUAAAAGAAUCGCUCUAUAUUGAACAAUUACUGAUGAUUAAAGCACAAUAAAUAUGGUAGACCUUCGAUUUACCGGGUUUCGAUUUACCGAACGUUUCGACCUAAACUAUCCUUUUCGAAGGUUAAACUUAAAUAAAAUGGUAAAUUUUGCGUGAAAAUUAGACUGACGAAACUUAGUAAACGAAGUGGUAUCUCUCAUUUUAAUUCUUAUGAUUUCAUAACCUAGAAGAUUUGCCCCACGAGAGGAUAGCAGUAGCAUAUAAAUGCUUUGCUACCUCUGGGGUUGGCAGCCCUUAGGCUUAAAGAAGAGGUUACCAGGGAUGCCAUUGAUAUAGUGGCGAGAGAAAAGAGAGUCAUAGUGGAGCCCGUGUAAAUAGG